AUGAAGCAGCGCACGUUGGAUGGCAGACUUGUCGAAGACGUUUUUCCUUUCUCUUUCCAAAUAUGCAGCGACACGUUCAAAACAUCACAAGCUCUGCAGAACCACUACCGUGUGCAUAGGCUCCCACAAGGCAGUGUGGGGCACGCCGCUUUUGAGCGGCCAGGAGAGGCUGUGGGUCUUCUGCUUGGCGAGGAAGGAGUGGCGCCGGUGUCACCACAGACUUCGCCGACGCCAUGUCACGAGCAGGAGACUAGUUCGGACGUGGAGAUCAUCGAGCCGUCUGGAGGUUCUGCUUUAGACGGUGCAAAGCAAGCUGGGACAUCAUGCAAGCUGACCAAAGCAGGAUUGCCCAAAAUGACGACGGGCGCCAAGAAGCGGCCCAGGGUGUCUCCGCGGAGAAUGGUGGAUGCAGUGGAUACCUGGAGAGCAUGCAAGGCGAGUGGCCACCCGGUUGUGGAUGAGUACGGCAGAGCCACUGGCACAAAGCAUGCGUAUAACACUGUCUACAACUGGAGCCGCAAAUAUGACGAGCUGCUUAAGGCAGCAGCAAAAUCUGGAAAAGCAAAGAUCACUCAGACACGCAAAGGCUAUUUCAGAAAGAACAAGCUCGUGCUGCACUUUGACAAACGCUUCUCCAAGGCUUUGAAGACAGCGCGGAAGAAGGGUUGGAAGUUGACUUCCAAGGUGGCUUUUGCUUUGGCGCAGCGGGUUUUCGCCAAAGUGGAUGCCCAGCGCCACGCCCCUGGAUUGGUGUGGCCGAAAGUCAGGCGCACAGGUGAGCCAUGGCAACCUCGAUUGCAAUGGGUUCGGAGGUGGCUUGCUGUUCGUGCCUGGCGGCCACGUGUUGCCACGAAGAAGAAGAAGUGCACCUCACAAGCUGACUGUGCGAUGAUGCAAAAGUUCGUGGACAAAGUUCGUUUCCUUUGCUUGAAAAAGCCUCUAGAGAACCAGGGCGCCCGAAUUCCGGAUCCUCACCUUCAUUAUGGUUAUUUCAAGCCUUCGGCGCGAUACAAUCGUGACCAAGUGGGCUUUGACUACAGUGGCUCGGGCAAAACUUGGGCAAGCUUGGAGGAGCGGCAGGCCGGCUGCAUCCACGUCCAAAGCGGACCGAAAAAGUGGGCCAAGAGAUUUUUCACCUGGGACAUGUGUUACUCCUGCAACCUGGAAGAUCGACAGAUGCCGCCGGUGGUCUAUUUUUUCGGAGCUGGUCAAGUCAGUGCCCUGGAGAGAGCAAGCUAUGACCCGGAUGUCAGGGUUUUCUUCACGAAGAAAGCCUAUCUUUGCCGUGAAGCCAAUGACGAGUGGACGAAAAUUUGGAAGGAGUUCAAGCAAGAGACCAGUCCUGGAGUGCCAGUCCUCCUGACGCUCGACAGCCAUGCCAGUCAGACUCGCAGGGGCUGGCAGAAGGAAAUGCAACAGGCAGACACGCAGAUCCUCCAUACAGAGCCUGGAGGAACACACGUGUGCCAGAUGAUUGAUAGGCAUGUGGGCCGACUUCACAAGCAUUUGUUCCAAGAGGAGCAGAUGGAGUAUCUGCUCGAGAAUUUCGACCAGUUUGGGCAUCUCUCGGCUCGGGACCGACGCAUUUACGCCACACAUUGGGUCGGUGCAGUGUGGCGGAAAUAUGUCGGCCAGAAGCGGCGUGAACAUUACAAUUGCUGUCUUUGUUCUGGCUUGCUUAUUCGCCUGGAUGCGGCGUCCAUGACAGCGCAAGAGAUCCAAGCCACCACUGCAAUGAAGGCUGUGGUGCAAGAGCCGUCCCCUGUGGAGGACGACGCGUGA
Symbiodinium natans is the source of this 1782-nucleotide messenger RNA. The record is from the annotation of a GenBank genome assembly. NCBI's taxonomy places the organism in Eukaryota, Dinophyceae, Suessiales, Symbiodiniaceae.